This is a messenger RNA of Aspergillus clavatus NRRL 1, 492 nucleotides long. Its product is annotated as cytochrome b5-like Heme/Steroid binding domain protein. NCBI's taxonomy places the organism in Eukaryota, Fungi, Ascomycota, Eurotiomycetes, Eurotiales, Aspergillaceae. Gene Ontology annotation, cellular component: intracellular membrane-bounded organelle; membrane. The transcript is spliced from 3 exons. Bases 1 to 492 code for a protein of 163 amino acids. The record is from RefSeq and is a predicted model, not a curated record. Gene Ontology annotation, molecular function: heme binding.
AUGACUAGCUUUGCUUUGGAAGAGAUCGCCCAGCAUAACACCCGGGAGAGUGCAUGGAUCGCCAUCCACGGAAAAGUCUAUGCCGUGACAGGGUAUCUUGAUAAUCACCCCGGGGGUAGGGAACUGUUGAUGGAGGUUGCUGGAAAGGACGCAACGGAAGACUUCGAUUAUACAGGCCAUUCGGCUACUGCUCAUGAAAUAUUGGAGACCCUUGGGAUUGGAACGCUGUCUGGCUGGAUCAGGGUACGAACUAGAAAGCCUCCGCUGGCAGUCGCGUUGGCCACGGGGUGUGUUAUCGCGCUGCUGGUAUAUCUCUGGGGCAUUGAUGGAGCGAACAGGUCCCAUAUAAAAUAUGGGGCCUGGCCGAGUCAUGGUGUGAUAGUAGCAGUAAUUGCGGUCAUCGGGGGUCUGCUCCGGAAAUUACUGUUUGACCAUGGCAAGGGGGCGUUUCAAUAUACCCCAUACUUUUCUUACCCACUGCAUGGGCAGUAG